AUGAAGCGGUUAGCAGCCUCUGACCUGCUGCUGUAUGUUCUUGACGUCGGUAAGGCUAUCGAGUCUUUGAUCAAUGCCAUCGAGUCUUUUAUCAAUGCCAUCGAGUCUUUUAUCAAUGCCAUCGAGUCUUUUAUCAAUGCCAUGGAAUCUUUGCUCAAUGCCAUCGAAUUUUUGAUAAACUUUUUGGAACCUGGAGUCCAUUUGAUCCACGAGCCGUUUCUCCCCUUCGGCGAACUUGAAGGUUAUUUGUUCCCCGAGCUGUGUCCCCAUUUUCUGGAACUGUACGUCCAAAUAUUCCUUGAGCAUAGGAUCCAUCGUGAUGAUGUUACAACAGUGAUAACAACGUCGAUGGUGGAUGGUGCGUCCAAGGACUGGUCGAUAUUUGUUGAUAUUUGUUGA
This is a messenger RNA of Clonostachys byssicola, 399 nucleotides long. NCBI's taxonomy places the organism in Eukaryota, Fungi, Ascomycota, Sordariomycetes, Hypocreales, Bionectriaceae. The record is from the annotation of a GenBank genome assembly.